CCUCAACUAACUACUCUCCCCCCACACACACAACAUGAAGAAACUUACCUUCUUUCUUCUUGUCAUUUUGCUACUUGAAAUAACAAUUUCUGAUGACUCUAAAAAUCCAGCACUCUUGAAAUUUGUGCUUCAAUGGCCACCAACUUUUUGUAUGAAUCUGAAUAAUGAUGCAAAACAACCAGGCAGGUGCCAAGAGCCAAUUCUUCAGCAUAAUUUGACACUCCAUGGAGUUUGGCCAGCAGAUCAAGACGGAAUUAGUAUUACUUGCUGCACUAAACCACCAUAUCCAAAUUGGGAUCAACUGUUUACACCGACUGUAGAGAAUCAACUGAUGGCGUUCUGGCCACCACUUAGAGAAAACUCCCAAAAAAGGGACCUAUGGAUGCACGAGUGGAAAGCGCAUGGAGCGUGUGGAGGAACAACAGCACAAGUAUACUUCAACACAGCAAUAAGGAUCAACAACAUGCUUCAAAAGGGAAACUUGUUCAAUUACUUGAAAACAAGUGGGAUUAUUGCUUGUAAUAGCUUGUCUUUUGCUAAAAAAGAUAUCGUUGAUGCUAUUCGAAAGGUGUUUGUUGUAACUCCGCCUUCGCCUCCCCUUGAUGUUUACCUAACAUGUAUUCCAAUUGAUUCAAGAAAUAGAACUCAUGUUUACUUGAAAGAGGUUACCUUGUGCACUAACUUGGGUGGCACUAGUUUCAUUUCAUGCCCUUCAAAAUCUGCUCCAAAAAGCUGUUCUACUGGAGCUACGAUUAUGCUACCUCAUCCAAAACCUCAACCGUCACUAUCGCCGCCACCGCCACCACCAAGGAGAUUCCAAGAAGAAAUAGAUGUAGAUGGGAUAUAUCCCAAGUUUGAACAAUCAUGGACUAAAUAUAUAUUCAACGGCUGAGAUUAAUGUUUGGCUUAAAAUAAUAAAGGAAAUUUAUAAAAAAAAAAAAAAAAGAGAGAUAAUAAAAUAUGAUGUAGCUGAUGACGUGUAUGAAUAAUGCACACUCUCUGAGUGAAAAUAACUUAUUAUCUUGAAUAAAAGUUUUAUUCUAUUCUCUCU
Solanum tuberosum (potato) is the source of this 1051-nucleotide messenger RNA. RefSeq names its product ribonuclease S-4-like. The transcript is spliced from 3 exons. Gene Ontology annotation, cellular component: extracellular region. The coding region runs from base 35 to 892 and encodes 285 amino acids. Gene Ontology annotation, biological process: RNA catabolic process. Gene Ontology annotation, molecular function: ribonuclease T2 activity; RNA binding. Lineage: Eukaryota; Viridiplantae; Streptophyta; Magnoliopsida; Solanales; Solanaceae. The record is from RefSeq and is a predicted model, not a curated record.